GACACCAUUUGAUUUCUCCAUACAUGACAUGCCCUACCUGAGGAGGUGGUGGUGCACAGUGUUAAUGGAGAAUCUGGAGAUCGAGGGGCAUGGAAGAAGAUUCGCACAUUUCACAGAGGAGGGCAGAAAGACGGCAGACGGUAGUGUGGCACCUGUUUUCCGUGUGCCACGAAAAAGGAAGCUGGACACUAUGGAUGGUAAUGGGCAGGUAAUAGUUGGGCCACCAGCAGCAACAUCAGCAGCUCCUACAGCCCCAACAGCAGCUCCAACAGUCCAGUGUGACAGCUGUGUCUCCAUUGAACAGAGAGAAGAGAGUUUCAGUGAAUUAGAGGACUUCAAUGAAGAAUGUGAGGACACAAGUUGUGAGGAAAGAGAAGAGCGUUUGCGUGAGAUACAGGAGCUCAGCAAAGACUACCAGAACACUAAAUGGCUCUUCGAAGAGGCAAAAAAGGCAGCAGACUGGUUGAAUGAAAACAGUGGGCUGAUAAAAAAUAAAUAUUGGCUGCCACGGGUGUUGGACAUGGAGGCGGAAGAGCAGGAGGAGGUGCUGGCCAGACAGUUUGAAAACAUGAAUUUGUUCACAUUUCAAUUUACCACCGUCCAAGAUCACGAAACAUUUUCUAUUCAUGUACGGGACGAACUUCACAUUCGGGCAAUGACAUCCUUUGUCCAAAGAUCGUUUCCAAAUGAAAAAUAAAAAACUCAAAUAACAUUGA
Molecule: messenger RNA, 716 nt
Organism: Alosa alosa (allis shad)
Lineage: Eukaryota; Metazoa; Chordata; Actinopteri; Clupeiformes; Clupeidae
Exons: 8
Coding region: 29-697 (222 amino acids)
Source: RefSeq, a predicted model, not a curated record